AUUAUGGUGGAUGACAGACGUGGCUCGGUCGGUUAAAUAUAUUAUGAUUUUUAUGUCUAAGUGAAAUUAUAUUUAAAAAUGUCGGAUGUUAUUGUACCGAAAGGUCAACCAGCUCCUGGAGAUCCCGAAAAAAAGGGCUGGCUGUUUAAAUGGACUAAUUACCUUAAGGGAUAUCAACGAAGAUGGUUCGUGUUGUCAAAUGGACUAUUAUCGUACUACAGAAAUCAAGCAGAAAUGGCUCAUACAUGCCGUGGUACAAUAUCACUUCUCGGUGCUUUGAUCCACACAGCUGAUUCGUGUACAUUUGUAAUCAGUAAUGGUGGCACACAGACAUUCCAUAUUCGGGCCCAUGAUGAAGUGGAGAGGCAGAGCUGGGUCACCGCUCUGGAGCUGGCCAAGGCAAAAGCUAUCCGAGCACAAGAAUCAGAUGAUGAUGAUGAUCAAAUGUCAGAUGGGCAAGUAGCAGUUGGUGGUGGGGAAGGAGGUGAAUCUGAGGAUGCUGGUGGCAUAGCUAGAGAACUGGCUGCCCGUUUCCAUGAUCUGAGAACAUGUUCUGAACUCGUAGCGAGGCAUGGCACAGCCCUACAAAGGUCCUUAGUCGAUUUGGAAGUUCCGCCCUCUGACACAACUAAGCAAGUCUCAGAGAGAGCAACAUUAUUUAGAAUAUCUUGCAAUGCUAUGAUGAAUGCAUGUUCCGAGUUUAUGAGUGCAGCGGCCGCGUCGAGCGCGCGAAUGAGUCGCGCACUGCAACACGAAAGAGAACAGAAGAUGCGACUGCAAGAGAUUGUAGAACAAUUGGCGAGGCAGCAUGACAACCUCGAGAAGACUGUCACAGCAAGGAGCACUCCUCACACAGGUGGCAACGGUUCAGGACAGGGUAACGAAACUGAGGAUGAGGAUCAUGAAUUCUUUGAUGCAGUGGAAGAGGGGGUCAGCACUGCUAUGGACGAUAAGACAUCGUUUGUAAUAAAAGUGCCUGUAAAUAGAAAAAAUAAAGUUAAAAGCGGUGAGAGUUCUGACGAAUCUGAAGGUGAAACUGUGACUGAAACGCAACAGGUAAUAUUUGUAGAAGACAAAGGUCGUGCAGAGAACAAUAUGGGUGGAACAGAAGUGAGUGCUGAUAAUGACACAACGGAAAAUAAACAACUGGACAACAAAGAACAGAAUAUCAAAAUAUGGCCGCACGUAUCAGAAGUAUCAUUGAGUACAGUGGACGGUCACCCGCGACGUGUGCGAGUUCCAGAAAAACCCAAUUACCCUUUAAGUUUAUGGUCUAUCAUGAAGAAUUGUAUAGGUAAGGACCUAUCAAAGAUCCCAAUCCCUGUGAACUUCAGUGAGCCGCUGUCGAUGCUGCAGCGGCUGACGGAGGACUACGAGUACUCCAGCAUCCUCGACCAGGCUGCCACAUUCUCAGACCCGGCACACCAGCUCGCUUAUGUUGCUGCAUUCACUGUCUCAUCUUUUGCUACUACAUCUAACAGGACAAACAAACCGUUCAAUCCUCUAUUGGGUGAGACUUACGAGUGUGAUCGUAUGUCUGAUCUGGGCUGGAGAUGUAUCUCUGAACAAGUGUCACACCACCCUCCGAUGGUGGCGCAGUUCUGUGAGGGUGCUGCUGGGUGGCAAUGCUGGCAGGAGUUCACCAUGACCACAAAGUUCCGCGGCAAGUACCUGCAGGUCAUACCACUCGGCGGUGCCUCCGCCAUGUUCCUCAACUCCGGCAACAAGUACACGUGGAGAAAGGUAACGACGACAGUGCACAAUAUAAUAGUGGGGAAGCUGUGGAUGGACCACCAUGGAGAUAUGGAUAUAGUUGGAGAAGCGGGCGCAGCUGCUGGAUACGUGGCACAUCUCAAAUAUCACGCCUAUGGAUACUUCAGCAAAGACACUCAGCGCAAAGUCACUGGUGUUAUCAAGGAUCCGCAAGGAGUGCCGCGCUACGUACUGCAGGGUCACUGGGACAGUCGUGUGGAAGUAGCACCAGUCACCAGCGCCUCAGCUGACAACACCGUCUGCAAGACUGGCAAGUUUGUACUCGCCUGGGACCGUAUCCCUGCACCACCUGACUCUGAAAAAUGGUACAACUUCACGCUGUUAGCGGCACAGUUAAAUGAGCCAGAGGAGGGCGUAGCGCCGACAGACUCACGCCGGAGACCUGACCAGCGUCUCAUGGAGGAGGGUCUUUGGGAUGACGCCAACACGGAGAAGCUCCGCCUUGAAGAGAAGCAGCGCGCCAAGAGACGGGAACUCGAGGCCGCUGCAGAGAUGGCGGCGGCGAGCGGAGCGCCCGCGCCGGAGCCCCCAAAGCCGGUGUGGUUCACCCGAGCUGCGGUACCUGGACAACCACAUCUGCGCCAUGUUUACACUCAACGCUACUGGGAUUGCAAAGCGCGCGCAGAUUGGGCAAAUUGCCCAGAUAUAUUCUAGCUCCAUACAUACACACGGCGCACGACAUUACAUGAUAAAUUUAAUUGGACGUUUUUAUAUUUUUUGCUGGCUAACCUUAACUGUGCAGUCCUCCCC
Messenger RNA from Papilio machaon (common yellow swallowtail), 2523 nucleotides. RefSeq names its product oxysterol-binding protein 1 (gene Osbp). The record is from RefSeq and is a predicted model, not a curated record. Gene Ontology annotation, molecular function: sterol binding. Bases 79 to 2427 code for a protein of 782 amino acids. The transcript is spliced from 15 exons. NCBI's taxonomy places the organism in Eukaryota, Metazoa, Arthropoda, Insecta, Lepidoptera, Papilionidae. Gene Ontology annotation, cellular component: cytosol; intracellular membrane-bounded organelle; membrane.